AUGCGAGCGCCCGAGGUACAGGAUGUGUACCAGUAUAUCGUCCUGUUUGCAGCGCAGGACGUGGAUUCCAUCGAGACCUGGCAGAAGAGUCAGGCAAAAGAAAGCACGAUGGGCGACAAAACCUAUAUCAAGCUGGCCGACAUGACCAGCAAGCAUGAGGGCAUUAGAAUGGAGGAGUCAAAGACAGAUGGAGAUACGGAUUGGCUGAAUGUCGCUAUAUCCACGUUCGUUGGAAUUGGCCUGGGUCUGGUUCCUUACGUUGGACCCUUUUUGGCAUUGGGAUUUGACGCCGUCAAUGAUUACCUCGCUAACCCGGAGGCGUGGGCGGCAAAGAACAACUUGAAGCUCAGCGCACAGACUACGGCGGAGCUGGUCAAGUCCGGCGCGGACAUCUUGAAGUUCUACAGGAGUGGUAAGGUGCCGCAAAUCAGGUUCAAGUCACACCUGAAGGCGGACGCUCGUCAACCUGUCUACGUUGGCGAAGACCCCAGCGGCACCAGCGAGUCUCAGCCUUCUACUCAAAGCUCCAACGCACCGAAGGAGGCACGGGUCCCGCCGAAUUAA
This is a messenger RNA of Aspergillus melleus, 564 nucleotides long. RefSeq lists its product as uncharacterized. NCBI's taxonomy places the organism in Eukaryota, Fungi, Ascomycota, Eurotiomycetes, Eurotiales, Aspergillaceae. Bases 1 to 564 code for a protein of 187 amino acids. The record is from RefSeq and is a predicted model, not a curated record. The transcript has a single exon.